CAAAGUCAAGAUCUGUAAUUUAUUGAUUACAUGUGAUUGAAUUGAUUUUUUGUUACACCAUGAAUUUUAUUGGGAAGAUUUUUUGUGUAGUGCUUUUGGCGUGUUUUUCAUUACUACAUUUAACAGUGGCUUUUUUGGCAGAUAGAAUUGUCGGAGGUAAACCAGCUGGUAAAUAUUCUGCACCUUAUCAAGUUUCUUUUCGGGAUGAAAACAAUUCACAUUUUUGUGGAGGAGCUAUCUUAAAUGAAAAAUGGGUUAUUAGUGCGGCACAUUGCUUCCAAAACAUUUCUGCUUUUACUAUUGUGGUUGGAACUAACAAAUUAAACGAAGGCGGAUAUGUCUACGAAGUUGAUCAAGUUGCAGAGCAGGAUUUUGACCCUAAAACCAUGGAGCACGAUUUAGCUCUUAUAAAAAUCAAGGAUGAAUUCAAAUUUAAUGAUAAGUUUUUAUUGCACCCUGUCAAAGCUAUCGGACUUCUCGAAACUGAAGUUCAGGAUGAUGAAAUUGCAAAGGUGACAGGAUGGGGUCUCAAGAAAGUUAAUGAUGAGGAUUCGCCGAACGAUUUGCAAGUGUUGAAAUCCGUUACGAUUAGCAACUUAGAUUGCGAAAUGAGCUGGCUAUAUUUCAAUAAAAUAUUCAAAACUCAAAUAUGCACCCAAACAUUAGGCGGAACUGGUACCUGUAUGGGUGAUUCUGGAGGGCCUCUUGUAAUUAAUAACAAAUUAGCAGGUGUAGUUUCCUUCGGAUUUCCUUGUGCCGUAGGCUUACCGGAUGUUUUUACUGGUGUUUUUUCCUACUUAGAAUGGAUUAAGCAAAUUAUAAAUAAAGUUUAAUAGAAAAGGUACCUUAUCAACAUUUAAUUUUUGUCUUUGAUGUUUACAUAAAAUUAAGGUACUUAUGAAAUUAAUACAUUG
This is a messenger RNA of Ctenocephalides felis (cat flea), 914 nucleotides long. RefSeq names its product chymotrypsin-1-like. The coding region runs from base 60 to 833 and encodes 257 amino acids. Lineage: Eukaryota; Metazoa; Arthropoda; Insecta; Siphonaptera; Pulicidae. Gene Ontology annotation, molecular function: serine-type endopeptidase activity. The transcript is spliced from 5 exons. The record is from RefSeq and is a predicted model, not a curated record. Gene Ontology annotation, biological process: proteolysis.